CUGGGUUAUUGGUUUUCAAGCCGACAUCCUCUCUCCUGAUUGGGCAGGAAGGUGUCGGAGAAAACAGGCUGAGCGGAGGGAGAAGACGGAUCCAACAGCAGUUUAUCUCCUCUCAGUCUCCACUGACUCUGCUGCUUGUUCCUGUACGCACCGAACUGAGGACUGAGAUGUGACUGCUCACCGGAGGAAUACAGCGUGUCUCCCUGGGAUUUCUCUAUUUUAUUCUCUGCCGGCCGGAUGAUGGGAGCGGACAGGCGUGGAGGGAUCUUGGCCGUUCCGGCCACUUGGGUUGCGCUGCUUCUCUGUGUGAUUACUCUUGUGUGCGCAGUGGAAGAGACAGUGAUGGAUACACGGACGGCGACAGCUGAGCUCGGCUGGAUAUCGUUCCCUGCCAAUGGAUGGGAGGAGGUGAGCGGCUAUGAUGAAAACCUCAACACCAUCAGGACUUACCAGGUGUGCAAUGUAUUUGAGCCAAGCCAAAACAACUGGCUGCUCACCACAUACAUUGACCGGCGGCACGCUCAACGCAUCUACGUGGAGAUCCGCUUCACAGUACGGGAUUGUGCUUCCAUACCAAGUGUCCUGGGCUCCUGCAAAGAGACGUUCAAUCUUUACUACCUGGAGACUGACAGGACUGUGUCAGAGAGCAUCAAAGGGGUGGAGUAUUGGGCCAAUGCCCCAUUUUUAAAGGUGGACACCAUUGCAGCCGAUGAGAGUUUCUCCCAGGUGGAUUUUGGGGGUAGGCUGAUGAAGGUGAACACUGAAGUUAGAGGUUUCGGACCUCUCUCCAAGGGCAAAGGCUUUCACUUGGCUUUCCAGGAUCUGGGUGCUUGCAUGUCCCUUCUGGCAGUUCGAGUAUUCUACAAGAAAUGUCCAAGCAUUGUACAGAACUUUGCUUUUUUCCCUGAGACGCUGACAGGAGCAGAGUCCACAUCCUUGGUUAUCUCCCGAGGAAGCUGCAUUUCAAAUGCUGAGGAGGUAGACGUGCCUAUAAAGCUCUAUUGUAACGGAGAUGGAGAGUGGAUGGUCCCGAUUGGCAGCUGCAGCUGUAAGGCAGGCUAUGAACCAGACAAUGGCAACGUGUGUCGAGCUUGUCCUCAGGGCACCUUUAAGUCGUCCCAGGGGGCAGGAUUAUGUCAGCAGUGUCCGCUCAACAGUCGCUCCACCAUCGAAGCUGCCACCCUCUGUGGUUGUCGGAAUGGAUAUUACCGUGGAGACAUGGACAAACCAGAGGACAUGUGUACCAGCGUUCCCUCUGCUCCUCGCAAUGUGGUCUCAGUGGUGAAUCAGACGUCGGUGAUCCUGGAGUGGCACUCGCCACGCGACACCGGGCACCGUGACGACCUGUCAUACAACGUUGUGUGCCGGCGUUGCCACAGCAGCGAGCGGCGGGCAUGCCAGCCAUGCGAUGACAGCGUGGUUUAUACUCCAGGCAAGGAGGCGUUGAAGGGAACAAGGGUGGAAAUCAGCAAGCUUCGUGCUCACACGUCGUACACCUUUGACAUUCAGGCAGUCAAUGGAGUGUCCAAUAAGAGUCCUUAUCCUGCCCAACAGCUGUCAAUCAACAUUACAACCAAUCAGGCAGCUCCCUCUGAGGUUCCCAUAAUGCACCAAGUGAGCUCAACGAGCCGCAGCUUCUCUCUUUCAUGGCCGCCACCCGAGCAGCCCAACGGGAUCAUCCUCGACUACGAGAUCAGAUACUACGACAAGUUCCAGUCGUCGUUGCUGAACAGUUCAGUGGUCCAGAGCGAUAUACCCAACGUGGUCCUUGAGGGCCUCAGGCCUGGCACCGGCUACGUGGUCCAGGUGAGGGCCCGCACCGUGGCAGGCUACGGAGCCUACAGCAAAGAGAUGCUCUUCCAGACCCUCACAGACGAUGAGUACAAGUCAGAGCUUGGACAGCAGCUCUACCUGACUGCAAGUUCUUUAGUAGGCGGAGUGUGUAUCGUCUCUCUGGUAGCUCUCGCUAUCGUAUGUACCAGGAGGAGACAUUUGAAGGAGAGUGUGUAUGGCGACAAGCUGCAGCAGUACAACACAGGAGGAGAAGUGACUCUGAGGCCAGACAUGUUUAGCGGUCCCACCCCCACUGUGACUUUUCCCACCCUGUCUGAGGGUCGCAGUUCACCAGGGGUCAAGAUCUAUAUUGACCCCUUUACCUAUGAAGAUCCCAACGAGGCGGUGCGGGAAUUUGCCAAAGAAAUCGACCCCUCUUGUGUCAAAAUAGAGGAAGUCAUCGGAUCAGGUGAGUUUGGGGAGGUGUACAAAGGUCGCUUGAAACCUCUUGGAAAAAAAGAAAUCCCCGUAGCGAUCAAGACCCUCAAGGUGGGCUACUCUGAGCGUCAGAGGAGAGACUUCUUGGCCGAGGCGUCGAUCAUGGGCCAGUUCGACCAGCCGAACAUCAUCAGACUGGAGGGCGUGGUCACAAAGAGCAGACCGACGAUGAUAAUCACAGAGUUCAUGGAGAACGGCGCUCUGGACUCAUUCCUGAGGCAAAACGACGGUCAGUUCCCAGUCAUCCAGCUGGUCGGCAUGCUGAGAGGCAUCGCUUCUGGAAUGAGGUACCUGGCGGAGAUGAGCUACGUUCACCGGGAUUUAGCAGCGCGAAACAUUCUGGUGAACAGCAACCUGGUGUGUAAGGUAUCCGACUUCGGCUUAUCGCGUUAUUUGGAGGAGGAUACCUCUGACCCCACCUACACCAGCUCACUGGGGGGUAAAAUCCCAGUGCGGUGGACGGCUCCAGAGGCGAUUGCCUACAGGAAAUUCACUUCUGCUUCAGAUGUGUGGAGUUACGGGAUCGUCACCUGGGAGGUGAUGUCGUACGGAGAGAGACCUUACUGGGACAUGAGCAACCAAGAUGUAAUAAACGCCAUAGAGCAGGACUUCAGACUGCCAGCUCCCAUGGACUGCCCGGUAGUGCUGCACCAGCUGAUGCUGGAUUGCUGGCAGAAAGACAGAAACGCAAGGCCAAAGUUCUCUGACAUUGUCAGCAUGUUGGACAAAAUGAUCCGCAACCCUGCGUCUCUCAAAGCCGGCACCAGCAACAUGGCUCCUGGUCCUUCCCUUCAUCCUUUGUUAGACCGGGGAGCUCCAGAUCUGAGCAGGGUGAGCUCGGUGGAGGACUGGCUGGCUGCUCUGAAGAUGACCCAGUAUAGAGACUCCUUCAUCGGAUCGGGGUUCACAUCUUUGCCCCUGGUCACACAAAUCACAGCUGAGGAUCUGGAGAGGAUUGGAGUGUCUCUUGCAGGACACCAGAGAAAAAUACUGACCAGCGUUCAGUCGAUGAGGCACCACACUGAUGACCAGUCCCCCACUGAAUCUGUGUAGCUAUGGGUGAAGAAACACUUUGAUAUAUUUGACCAUUGUUGAGUCUGUGAGUGAACAGACUUUACUUGUUCUGAAGAUCUGUUAUUUUCCUUCACAGUCAUUAAAAACCCAUUUUAAAGACUCCAUUAAUGAUCUUGCAAUCAGUGGAGAUGUUUUUUAUGGUAUUUAGUCUCUGAAGUUGGAAUACCCCCCCUCUGGAAAUUCUCUGUACAGGUUUUAUUUGUUGAACAGACUGAAAACAGCAAUGAGCAACACUGUGGAAAAAGAAAACGACUGUCUGACCUGAAGGUUAUCUCCUGAAAGGAAAGAAGAAAAACCCCAAGUUCUGCUUGAAGGAUAAUUUUGACUUCAACCCCUUCGCUCCACAGGCCAUUUUCAUCAAACUCAAUCGUUUAAGGAAGACAGGGUGUUUUUUUUUUUUUACUUGAGGAUGAAUCAAACUAAGACUGUACUGUAAAAAGAAACUAGCUGAGGAGACUUUUGUGUGAAUGGACAAACUGGACCAAAAGCCUGUCAGAAAAUGUUUCUGGAUGCAAGAGCGACAGCAGGCCUUCUUGUUUCCAGCAUGUUGUGUUGUGAGUAUUUAUUUCAUUGUGUUUGUGAAAACUACAACCAUUUGAAUCUAGACUGUUUAAAUGGGACCUUUUUGAAUUGAUCUUCACAUUGAAGAGUUAGUAAAUAUCGUUAUUUGGGAAUUUCUUCCCUCGUUGUUCAUUUACUUAAGCCGUUGCUGUUUUGCAAUGUUAUUGGAGUAUUUGUGAUCUUUCCAUUUUAUUCAUCACUAGUGUAAACUCUAAAGUGCUGUUGAGUGGAGAUAAAAAACAUUUCCCAGUGCUCGGACAGAUGGCCCACAUAAAAUACAUAAUUCACACUUUUAAUGGAUGUUUUUGAUGUCCCGAGAGGGAAGGCAAAUGUGACGGUACGCCUGGAUGACAACAUGUAUAAAGACACAUCUCAGUCUAUUAUGGAAAAGUUUUUAGUUGAUCAAUUUUAAGAAUUACCUGAACAUAUGAUAUACUUGCAUUAAACACACAAGUAAUCAGAUAUUUUGUUAUGUAAAUUUUAAUGAUUGUGGCCAACAGCUACUGAAGCCUAAGACAUAGUUUCUCAGAAAAUUACAAUAUCAUGCAAAACCUAUAUAAACUGACUUUCAGAACAGAAAUGCUGUCCUGAUGAAAUGUGGUGAAUGCAGCACAGUGGACAUGAAGACUAAAGCAUGUUGGGGCAGAAUUAACAGGUAUUAAUGUAAGCUGGGAAAAUAGCAGCUCUGGAAAGCUCAUCAGCAGAAGUAAACAUGAUGUUUCCUGCUUGAUGUUGUGCUGACUUAAUAAAAUCCUGGACCAACACCAGCCGGCAACAUGGCUUCCAAAUCAUCACUGACUGCACCAGGAUAAACACACAUUUUGUGCCUCUCCAAAAAAACGUUGUUACCCAAACUACUAAUUAAAUACAAAAAUCACUUUUAUCUGAAAAUUCGACACCAUGCUGUAAAUCUCACAUUCUUUUGCUUGUACAAGCUUGUUGCUUGUAAAUUUGUUUUUAGCAAUUUUUUUCUUCCAGUCAACUUUCCAUUUUUACACUGGGAUACAACAGGACCUUUUCAUGCUUACCAUCAUGGAAGAGGUGACUUUCAUAUGAUAUUCAUGAUUUUAUAUAAAUUUCCUGGCCAAAUCAUUGUAUUUCUGAAUGAAAAAUCUUUUUUUUCCCUGAUCUUACAGAAUAUUUACAUUUUCAGAGAAACUGAAUAUUGGAAUAAUACAGUUAUUGGUCAUAAUUAUUCAAAUUAACUGAAGAUGCUGGAAACGUAUCACUGCAUGAAAUGAAUAGUUAAUACAUGAUUUAUCACUUUUUGAAUUAAGGCAUUAACAUUCAUCGAUUUGUUUAUAAUAUUCUAAUUCAUUGGUAUGCGCCUGCAUUGAUUUCCCACCUACAAAGUAAAUCAAUUACCUGCUAUAUGCUGAGGUGUGGCGGAAGAAAGCAGCUUAAGAGACUGUGUGAAGUGAGACAAUAACAGCCGUCCACAAUAUCUCAGAGGAGGUAUUGUGUUCCCAUGUCUGUGUGUUUUGGCUGCAGAUCCUAAAUCUGAAACCCAGUCAAGUGUUAAUACAGUGCAUGAACCAACUAGAAAUCCGGCGUUCAUCUUCUGUCCAUGACAAAUCUCAGUUCUGUCUAAAGUGUAUGGCUGGCAUCCAGAUGGCAUUCUUCGUCCUGCAGCAGGCAGUCUGGCUACACUUCCUGCUGUUGGACAUGUCUUUGUUACCAGAGUUUGUUCCACAUUGACGCCUCUGAUUAAAACUGUUGGAGUAGUUUGUAGAUCAAAUAGGGUCAAGCGACCUAUUUGUGUGCUCACCUGCGGACAGCAACCUUUUUAACACCCUCAAAAUUGAUUUGUUACAGUGAAGAUUAUGCAGGAAUUCUUUGCGCCAGCAGGUACAUUUGCUGAUUGUUUGUCCCGUUUCAGUCGUUGAUGAAAUGUUUGAUUCUCUUGUGAACGAGGCCUGAUCUUAUUGUGGAGAAGAAGUGCUUUUAUCUCAGCACGGGGUGGAUUACCAGCUGUGAAACAACUGCAGUCUCCAACCCAAACCUCCAGCAUCUCAAGGAUUACCCUUCAGUUGCUCUGUUUGGGUGUUAGAAUUUUAUUCGUCAUCGGCUGAGAGCCCCGAUUCACAACGACAGGAAGUGACACUGUUUGCUUUCACUAGUACAAACUCUGCCUGUGUUUGUCUCUCAGCACUGCUCCCUGUUGCUUCGGUCUCUUUGUUUCUGAACAUUGUGACAUUGGAAUGUCAGAACCUCCAAAAAUGUUCAGUUUCCACUUUUUUUUUUUCUCACUCAAACUCUGUCCUCACGGCGCAACCGCAAUUGCGUUUGUUGCCUGGCAACGGCAGCUUAUUGAACAUUUUAUCAGGAAGUAUUGAGAUCAACUGGGAGCACGUCAGCGGUUCAGAGGAAUAAUUUGUUGUAAAUAGAUGCCUCUGGAAAAACAGGCUCAGCGAUAGCUAGGGGGUUUAAUAAAGAAUGAGACAAGUCGUGUUCCUAAAAGCUCAUACUGAAUGCUGCCUAAAAAUGUCAAGCACAAGAAAUGAAAGCUGUGAAAAUGGGCAUCAUAUAACACGCAUUUCUAGGCACUUUGAAACCACUUCUUAUGUUAUUUAUAUCUCCCUUUUAGAUAUGUGCUUUACAGGAAAUUUGGCUGGUUAGCAUGUCAAUGUGAACUAAUAUAAGUUCAUGUGUUGAGUUUGACUGUGACGAUUUAGUGCCCUCCAAGUUACAAAUGAAUGAAGUAAAGAUAAAUUCAGAUUUUGAUUGCAGCAGCUAAAAAUAUCAUUCUGAGAAAUGUUAGGAAAUCCAACCUUCAUUUUAAGAAUAGUUAAGUUGGAAAAAGUCUGGCAUUUAGAUUAAAGUUACUGUCAUACCUAACAAUUUCUUUAACAUAUAUUAAAUGUAAAUCAAUCAUUUUCAUUGAUCUCUGCGUCUUUUAUUUUUUAUCAGUAAUGUAAGAUUUCCUGUCAGUCACUUUAUCAAGACAUCAUUGGAGUAGAGCAGGCAUGAGUUGAUCUAAAUAAAUCAGAAAAUGUUCACAACAGAGAGACGGAUCAUUUACUGCAGAGCUGUCUUGUUCCUGAAUCGUUCUUAAAAGAUAAAUCCAGACACUGAUGUCAGUGAAAAUCAGAGAUUAGUUUGGAUGUUUGUAUGUAAACAAGACUUUAAGCACAAAGAGCUGAAACACUGUAAUUAUAACUGGCACCUGCUGUGUCUACUCAAGGCUGAAAUACACAUUUGAGAAGUGUUUCCAUAUUUCCACUAAAAGGAAAUAUUGUGAGGUUAUUUUUGUCUUAUUUAAAAAAAUGUCUAAAAAUGAAUGUGCUGCAAAUCAUUUGAUAGUGUCGAUUUUUCUCAUAGAGCAAUGAAGAAAUUUCAAGAACAGCCCAGUUUAUGCAUCAACACAUUUGAUAUUUACAAGGUCAGAUCCAACCAAAUGCAUAGAGUGUUUAUUAUCAGGGACUAAUAAGUAAAUACUUACCUAAAAUCCCAGCAUGCAUUCAGCUGAAUGGCAACUGCAAAGACAAGUCAACAAAAUCUUUGAAAUUUGUUUUUAAACAAAAUUCAAAAUUAUAACUUUACAUUCGUCAUACAAAGGUUCUAUUUUCUUUGUCUUGGACUGUUGAGGACUUAGUUUAGUUUUUCUUUUGCUCUCUUAACCUUUAUACAUACUGCAGUAUUCUUAAGCAGUAAAUAAAUUCACCAUCAGAGCUCAAUGUUUAAAACUUAACUUUGUUUUUGACCUGCAAAGGUUUGGACUUUUGCUUGGAUUCAUCCUUCAAACCUGUCAGUCUGAGUGUCCAAAGCAAAGGGAUUUGUAUGAGGGGCCGUUUAGGACAAAAUUUACGUU
Xiphophorus maculatus (southern platyfish) is the source of this 7717-nucleotide messenger RNA. Its product is annotated as ephrin type-B receptor 1-like. Gene Ontology annotation, biological process: cell surface receptor protein tyrosine kinase signaling pathway; protein phosphorylation; axon guidance. Bases 238 to 3324 code for a protein of 1028 amino acids. The transcript is spliced from 20 exons. Gene Ontology annotation, molecular function: transmembrane-ephrin receptor activity; protein binding; ATP binding. Gene Ontology annotation, cellular component: neuron projection; plasma membrane. NCBI's taxonomy places the organism in Eukaryota, Metazoa, Chordata, Actinopteri, Cyprinodontiformes, Poeciliidae. The record is from RefSeq and is a predicted model, not a curated record.